UAAGCGGAUACUUGGAACCUGUUGAACAAUCUUCCUCCGAAUCGUCUUGGAUGCAUGAAAUUGUCACGGUUGAAACUUUUCGUAUACAAGAAAUAUGUUUUCAACAUGCUUUACGACGUUGGAUACGUUUGAUACAGAAUUCUCUGCAGAUUCUGUGGAAUGGUGUCCCAUAGAACCGUUUACCGAUAUGUUUGUAUGCGGUACUUAUCAACUCUCCAAUAAGGAAGUUGGAGGUGAUACGGAAAAUACAAAGUCCCCGAACCGCCUUGGAAGGAUUUAUCUAUUCCGCGUGAACAGUGGCAAAAAACUGAACUUGCUACAGCAUUUGGAUGUUCCAGCUGUGUUAGAUAUGAAGUGGAUGCAUGUAAAAAUGAAUCACAAAAUACUACUCGGUGUUGCCAAUGCAUCGGGUUACAUACAAAUUUAUGAACUCUUGGAUGAGAAUAAUGUUUCAUUGAAAUUAUUCACAGAACAAAAAGUUAAUCCAGAUCAUGGUGAAAUAUUAGUAUUGUCUUUAGACUGGUCAUCCGGUGUAUGUAACAACACUGAUCAAGAUGUGAAGGCUGUAGUCAGUGAUUCGCAUGGUUCUAUUUCAGUACUUGAAUUUCGUGGCGAGAGUCUAGUGAACAAGUAUUUGUGGAAUGCUCAUGGCUACGAAGCAUGGAUUGCAGCGUUCGAUUAUUGGAAUACUAAUGUCAUAUACACUGGUGGAGAUGAUUGUAAAUUUCAAUGGUUCGACAUGAGGAUGGGUACACAACCAGCUGGAAUUAAUAGAACACACGGCGCUGGGGUCACAAGUCUCCAUAGUAAUGCAGCUCAAGAAUUUACAUUGGCUUCUGGAAGCUACGACGAAAUCUUGAGAUUAUGGGAUGUGCGCAAAUUGCGUAAUCCGGUUUCCGAGCUGAACCUCAACGGUGGUAUCUGGCGUUUGAAAUGGGAGCCCAAACAUCAUAAAUUUUUGUUGGCUGCAUGUAUGUAUGGUGGGUUCAAGAUAAUCGAUUGUGUUGAUACAGGGGCACCUAAUGUUAUCGCCCAAUAUACGGAACAUGAAAGUAUAUCCUACGGCUGCGAUUGGUCAUCUUUGAGCAGCAGUGAAAUCAAACUUCGGGGGAUUGCGGAUUGUGCUCUGGAUACAGGAGUGUUAAUUGGAACCUGUUCAUUUUACGAUCACAUAUUGAAACUAAGCAGUGUUGACUUAAAUAAACAAGAGUGAAAAAACCCAAUAUUUCCGUUAUUAUCAUUCCUUUUGUAUCGUCCUUC
Messenger RNA from Diprion similis, 1260 nucleotides. RefSeq names its product diphthine methyltransferase. Gene Ontology annotation, molecular function: protein binding. The record is from RefSeq and is a predicted model, not a curated record. Lineage: Eukaryota; Metazoa; Arthropoda; Insecta; Hymenoptera; Diprionidae. The transcript is spliced from 4 exons. Bases 95 to 1213 code for a protein of 372 amino acids.